Molecule: messenger RNA, 783 nt
Organism: Lycium ferocissimum
Lineage: Eukaryota; Viridiplantae; Streptophyta; Magnoliopsida; Solanales; Solanaceae
Exons: 2
Coding region: 1-783 (260 amino acids)
Biological process (GO): DNA integration
Molecular function (GO): nucleic acid binding
Source: RefSeq, a predicted model, not a curated record
AUGGAUUUUAUUGGACCUAUUGAACCCGCAACUUCAAAUGGCCACAGGUUCAUUUUAGUUGCCAUUGACUACUUCACCAAGUGGUUGGAUGAAACGUCUCACAAAUUAGUAACAAAGAAAGUGGUAGCUGACUUUGUGCGAAAUCACAUCCUAUGCCGAUUCGGUAUACCCGAAUCCAUCAUAACAGACAAUGGAGCGAAUCUGAAUAGCCAUCUGAUGAAGGAUAUCUAUGAGCAAUUCAAGAUCACUCACCAAAACUCGACAGCCUACCGGCCACAAAUGAACGGAGCCGUAGAAGCAGCCAACAAAAAUUUCAAGAGGAUAUUGAGAAAAAUGACUGAUAAUUAUAAAGGUUGGCACGAGCAGUUUCUUUAUGCUUUAUUGGGAUACCGUACUAUGGCCAGAACUUCAACAGGAGCAACUCCAUAUCUGUUAGUCUACGAAUUGGACAACGCUGAAUGGGUCCGAGCUCGAUAUGAGCAAUUGGAUCUAAUUGAUGAGAAAAGGAUGGUUUCCGUAUGUCACGGUCAGCUGUACCGACAAAGCAUGGCAAGAUCCUUCAACAAGCGAGUCAGAACUAGACUUUUUCAAAUUGGGCAAAUGGUGCUCAAAAGAAUUUUCCCACAUCAAGAUGCAUACAAAAGGAAGUUUGCUCCCAACUGGAAAGGUCCUUAUGUGGUCCACAAAGUACUCUUCGGAGGAGCAGUAGUGUUGGCAGAAAUGGACGGACAAGAGUGGCCGAAGCCAAUCAAUUCAGAUACAGUCAAGUGCUACUAUGCGUAA